AUGUCCCACGGCCAACAUUUACCCUCUCCCGCACCCACGCCCUUUCCCGGCGCACCACCCGAGGACCCACACAUCCGUGCAACACUCGAGAAGGAACUCCAACGCCUCGCUCAAGACCUGUACGAGAUGGAGGUGUGCGCUGGCGAGGUUGUUGCUGGGAUGGAAGGCCAGGUUGCUGAGCGGAUGGAGAAGGUCAACAGGGCGCUCAUUGAGCUCACGCGUCUCGCGCCGCAGGUCAACGACUCGGUGCCGAAGCAGAUCAUUGAAAACAUCGACAAGGCCAAGAACCCGCACCAGUACACCAAGACUUCGUUAAGUCGCGCGACUGGCGAAAACCAGUAUGCCCUGGGACGGUUACUGGGUCUCGAGUCCUUCCGGCGGCAACUCGAGACGAGCCUGUCCGACGCAUUCCCCGACCUUCCGCUGCCUGAGCGCCUGCACAAACCGCUUGGUGUGGAGAACGGGGACGGCGAGGAGAGCGAGGCGAACGGUGACAGCAAGCCGGCGAUGUAG
Molecule: messenger RNA, 513 nt
Organism: Cutaneotrichosporon cavernicola
Lineage: Eukaryota; Fungi; Basidiomycota; Tremellomycetes; Trichosporonales; Trichosporonaceae
Exons: 5
Coding region: 1-513 (170 amino acids)
Biological process (GO): regulation of transcription by RNA polymerase II
Cellular component (GO): mediator complex
Molecular function (GO): transcription coregulator activity
Source: RefSeq, a predicted model, not a curated record